UCGAAACGUUACAUUUAUAGAAUCUCUCUACGGAAGUCAAUUUAUAAAAUCAACCCAGCUAGUAAAACCAAGGAUUUUUGUGGCGAGGAAAAAAUUAGGAAUCCUAACGUCACUACAGGUGGACCGGUUUGUUUACAAGUACAGCUAAGCGAGUCAUCUCCUUCAACAAACUCAACUUAAAUUUACAGAUAUAAGGUACUUCAUUUCAGACCACGGUGUGACUUUUCACAAUAAGCUGGAAGGCCUCUUCAUUUAUCUUGGGUGUGAUUUAGUUAAUUUAAUCAAUCUAAGCCCCUUUUAAUGUUUCUAAGAGCUAGGGUUUUUUUCUUCAUUUGAAUCACAAUAUUUUAAAAGCAGCGGGUUCGUCUAUUACAACUAAUGAAACAUAUCAUACAUGAAAGAUAAAUGAUAAAUGAAAAACUAACCUUACGUCUUAGCUGUACGGGUACUGUUCACAUGAUUUGAGAAAGGAAAAGCUGUAAAAGUAAUUAGGCCUCCACAAAGCUUGAACAAAUAACGCAGGUUUUCUUCCUGUCAUAUUGAAGCCAUCGGGUGACAAAAAACAACGAAAAUUACGAUAAAAAACGAAAUUAAACUGAAAAAAUUGGAUUGCCUUUAAACAACUCAGAGAGGAGAACUUCCUGUCAUUUCCGCACUAUGAUGUAUUGUUUCAUUUAAUUUUGUACUAAAACAGUCUUUCAAUAAAGAAAGAUGACUUAUGAUAGAUAAAAAGUAAUGAAGAAUGAUGGAGCUCUCUCAAUAGAUCGAACUCUCAGAUCUUUUGUCACCUGUUUUAAUGCUUUCAGCGUUGUACAGAGAUUGCAAGAUCCAACAGUUGCCAAGGCCUAAGACUGAAUAGGAACCGACGGCAAUUCUUAAAGCUCAGUCGAAUAAACGUAACUCUCUAAUUUUAAAUUUCCUUUCCUGCUGUCACAACUGUUUUUAAUGAGAACACAGGUAGAGCUAAUUCAAUUUGGCGCUGUGCGCUCACCACAAAUUCAGUAUUGCCAAACGCCUUCGACAACAGUGACAACAACAAUAAAAGGGCAAACUUCAACAUGGCGAACCUUAAAGCCUUGGAAAAUAACCCAAGAGUUUUUGGGGUUAUCUUCCAAAACCUUGUUGUCAUGAAUAUAUUACUUUUUUUAAUAAUCUUUUCUCUCAUUUACUGCUCCAUUUAUUUACUUGUUCAUUAUUUUUCAGAUCAGGAACUCGCACAGACAUAAAUUUCAUUAUGUCAACAUCAGCUGCCUUCGCCAUAACAGUCGUUUUUUUGAUAAUAACCUCUGUUAAUAUCAUAGGAAACUCUUUGGUUUGCUGGAUCAUAAAGAAAAAUCGUGAUAUGAGAACUCCCAUAAAUUAUCUUAUUGUUAAUCUGGCGAUAUCAGACAUCAUGUACGCGGUAUUCAUGAUACCCAAAAAUAUCAUGACGCUAACUGGUGCCAUCCAUCCAGACGGUAUGAUCGGUCUAUGUUUAUGCAAAUUUGUUACAAAUGGAAACAUUGCAUGGAUUGGAGGAGUGUCUUCGAUAAUCACACUGGUCGCUGUCGCAUUUGAACGAUAUUAUGCUGUUGUUUAUCCCUUCAAUAGCGAAAGAAACGUCACUACUCAAAAACUUAGAGUGAUUAUCCCAUGUGCUUGGCUUUUUUCGACGUUAUUCAUCUCGCCGCUCUUUUUCAUAAUUGAGGAAGAAGGACGAUCUUGUGUGCGAAGCUGGCCCAAGAAGUGGAUGUCAAAAGCGUACAACUUCGCAUGGUCCACCUUGGUGUUUGUUUCCUUGUUGGUGAUGAUCGUGCUAUACUCCAGGGUUAUUUACGCAUUGUGCUCCAAUACUAUCGAUGGCAACGAAGCCACCCGCCAACAGCAAGGUGUGUUGAGAGUUCGUAAGCGGGUCACCUUGAUGGUCAUCAUCGUCAGUGUCAUCUUUGGAAUCUGUUGGGCAACACUACAAGUUUGUUUUACCUUAAUGGAUGUUGCUUCCGUAUCCAUCGGCCCUCUUCCCUUUGACGUAGCUUUCACCAUGGUCCUGUUCAACUCUGCUAUUAAUCCUUUUGUUUAUGCCUUGCUAAACCAGCAGUUCAAGGAGAAGAUGAAGGGCAUGAUCUGUGGCAACCAUUCAUUGUCCAGGAUUCAGCCCUCGAAUGAAAUAGAGGGAAAAGUAAAUACUGACAACACCACUAACACGAGCAAAACAAGCGAAUCCAAAUUCAAAGACUGAUUCGAAGUGGACCUUUUAUGUAAAGGAAUAUCCUUGAGACUUGAAAAAGGGUCCUUUUCAUGGCAUGGUAUGGUCCCCUGAAAAGAGGACUGAUUCAUAAUGGAGCUGUCAUCUAGAAGAACGUCGUUAGGACUGGAAAAGAGUCCCUUGAAUAGAGGUGAAACCUGAAUAAAUAUGAUAGCACUAGGGCUAAAUUUUCUUUCCUUUCAAUAGAAUAGUAGGGUGAAAAGUGAUCAGAGUCUUUAAUAUAAUAUUUCAGAUCGGAUACGAAUAUACUACACGCGCAGCGCGAAAAAAACGCAGUUAUCGCUUUAGUAUUGCAUAGAUAUCAGUUCAAUAACAGAAUAUAAGUUGCUAGAAAAAAUAUUGUCUUGGUGACACCUCAAUAAAUGUAACAGCAAUAGGGGUAAAGUGUAUAUCCUUCAAUGGCCUGGUCCUCAGAAAAGAGGAUCGAGUCUUAGUGGAGUUCUCAUCAAAGAGAAAUAAAUGACAGAAAUGAUAACCAAAAAGAUCACACCAAUCAUCACUACCAAUUUUAAUAAUCAUUUAUCACAUAAAAAGAAAUAACACGGGUUGUAUCACAGUGCAAUCUCGUGAGCCAUAUGCAGGCUUAUUUCAAGUAAGGAUUCAUUGCAAAUACUCAAGAAAUCUUGUUCAUCUACUUGAACUAUUAUGAAUCUUGUUCUUAACUUUAUUAUUUAGCGUAAAUUUUUUUUCAAAUUCUUCUUGUCAUUUUUAUGAUAUUCAAAAAAAUUUUCCAAACACAAUAGAUAAUGAAAUCCAGAAAUUGGAUAUUACCAAAAAGUUUGUAAUCACGAAAUCACGAUAUUAUAGUGGAUUUUAUGGCAAUUUAAACAAUCCUUCAAAUAAACCUAACUAUGAAACAUUUUCAUUUUUUUGCUAAGGUCGUUGCCAUAUUUUCUCAGUAGUGGGAAGGAUGAGGAUAGAAAUAACUAAAUGGAUUUUAAACAGA
This is a messenger RNA of Pocillopora damicornis (cauliflower coral), 3191 nucleotides long. RefSeq names its product pyroglutamylated RF-amide peptide receptor. Gene Ontology annotation, biological process: G protein-coupled receptor signaling pathway. Gene Ontology annotation, molecular function: G protein-coupled receptor activity. Gene Ontology annotation, cellular component: membrane. The record is from RefSeq and is a predicted model, not a curated record. Lineage: Eukaryota; Metazoa; Cnidaria; Anthozoa; Scleractinia; Pocilloporidae.